Messenger RNA from Sardina pilchardus (European sardine), 1068 nucleotides. Its product is annotated as major histocompatibility complex class I-related gene protein-like. Gene Ontology annotation, cellular component: external side of plasma membrane. The transcript is spliced from 5 exons. Bases 73 to 1068 code for a protein of 331 amino acids. Lineage: Eukaryota; Metazoa; Chordata; Actinopteri; Clupeiformes; Clupeidae. Gene Ontology annotation, biological process: immune response. The record is from RefSeq and is a predicted model, not a curated record.
GAAAGAGGUAGAGACUAAAAGCACAAUAUUUCAUCAGACAAACUGAAAGCAGGAAUUGAUACAUGCGUCACCAUGUUGAGGCUACUGUUCCUCUUCUGCUCACUCCAGAUUCUCCCUGUGAAAUCAGGCUCUCAUUCUCUGUGGGCUCUUUCCACCCUUAUCAUCGGAGACACGCCGUUUCCAGAGUUCAUCACAGUGGGGAUGCUGGAUGACAUCCAAGUAUUCUAUUACGAUUCAAAUGUGAACAGCUGGAACCAUCGGCAGUCUAGACACACUACAUGUAUUACCCCAGAAGCUGCUGACCUUGUCUUUGGAGACCUGUAUAGACGUGUUAAAAAUAUAGCCUUCUUCUCUAAACACCAGAUUAACCUGACAGGUGGAGUACAUGUGCAGCAGGAGUUGUCUGGUUGUGAGCUGCUAGACGAUGGCAUCCCUGGACCCCUCCUAUCUAAGGGUGCCUUUAAUGGAGAGGAUAAUGUAGAGUGGCAGUUCAGUCUGCACCAGAACACUCUACAGUCAGAAGGUUUAUGGGCCACCGUGUGGAAUCAUGUAGAGACCAACACUCAUGAGGUGCUGUGUGCAAACGUGUAUGGCCCCAUUUGCAUUAAAGCCCUGAAGAAUUGCCUCCACCUUAAGAAAAAUGAAGUGAUGAGAAAAGUGAAGCCCAGAGUUAGGCUCCUCCGGAAAACAUUUCCAGACUCUGGAGGGGUCAAAGUGACCUGCCUGGCCACUGGUUUCUACCCGCGUCACAUCAACCUGACCCUGCUCAGAGACGGCCAGCCCGUGUCUGACCACCAGGUCACUGGGGGGGAGCUGCUACCUAAUGGAGAUGAGACGUACCAGAUGAGGAAGAGCCUGGAGGUCAGCGCAGAGGAACUACAGCAUCACCACUACACCUGCACAGCUGAACACCUCAGCCUGGACAACAAGCUGGACAUCAAAUUGGAUCGUGAGGCAGGUGUAGGUACUGUGUCUGUAGUGCCCCCUGUGGUCGUGCUGGGAGUUGCACUGCUGCUGUGUGUGGGUGGAGUCAUUCUCAUGUGCCUGCGCCGCAGACGACACAGGUAA